This is a messenger RNA of Acyrthosiphon pisum (pea aphid), 651 nucleotides long. Its product is annotated as putative nuclease HARBI1. The transcript is spliced from 4 exons. Bases 1 to 651 code for a protein of 216 amino acids. The record is from RefSeq and is a predicted model, not a curated record. NCBI's taxonomy places the organism in Eukaryota, Metazoa, Arthropoda, Insecta, Hemiptera, Aphididae.
AUGUCGGGAAUAAGUACAUCAGAUUCCGAUGAUGAAUUUUUCUUGGAUAUGUUGUAUCAUCUACCAAGACCAAGGCUUUUCCGAGAUAGAUCAAAUCCUCUUGAAGAAUUUGAUGACUUUGAUUUUAAAUGCCGUUUUAGGCUUUCAAAAGAAAGUUUUUGUGUCUUGAUUCUUAUUGUUCAAGGUGUUAAACACGAAUCAAAAAGAAAUGUUGCACUGUCUCCAGAAGUACAAGUUUUAAUAACUCUUCGUUAUUAUGCUACUGGAACAUUUCAAGCAGUUAUUGGUGAUCAUAUCAGAGUUAAUAAAUCUACUGUAUGUAGAACUAUUAAAAGAGUUUCAACUGCUAUUGCUCGUCUUUACCCUCAGUUUAUAAACAUGCCUCGGACCGCACAUGAAAGAAGUAUUGUUCAAACAGGGUUUUAUAAAAUAAGAAAUUUACCACGUGUUAUUGGUGCCAUAGAUUGCACUCAUAUACGGAUACAGUCUCCUAAUAGUGAUAUUGGUGAACGGUUUCGUAACAGAAAAGGAUGGCCAGGAUCUGUUCAUGAUAGUACGAUUUUUGACAAUUAUUUAGUCAGAGCAAAGUUUGAAAAUCAGGAAUAUGGAAAUAAUGUUUUUUUGAUUGGGGAUGGUGGUUAUCCAUAUUGA